Spizellomyces punctatus DAOM BR117 is the source of this 853-nucleotide messenger RNA. RefSeq lists its product as uncharacterized. The annotation marks the transcript as partial. The transcript has 2 exons. The record is from RefSeq and is a predicted model, not a curated record. Lineage: Eukaryota; Fungi; Chytridiomycota; Chytridiomycetes; Spizellomycetales; Spizellomycetaceae.
GAAUGAAUUACGAUCUCUAUGGACGAGGUCUGGCAACAGCGUGUGGAGGGGCUGGGUGGAUCUUACGUGGAAUGAUUGACAGGAUCUCUGCCAAUGCUUGGUCUCCCAGGUUAAGCCUGAAGUGCAGAGCAGGCACCGUUGUGAUGAUCGGAGACUUGUUUGGUCAGUCUUUCCGGUUUCAAGACGCUGGUUCGUCUCGCAACGUUGGCACAUUUGCUCUUCAGACUGAGUGUUCAGUCUCACCUCACCCGAAAUCUGCCCCUUCUACUCCGCAAACUUCACGGCAUGAUCGAGAGCAAUCGAAUCUGGCACGGAGGUCCCUUCGAACUGCACCCACUUCGAAUGUACAUUGUUCUGAAAAACUGCCUUCCGUACCGUCCUUCCCAGAAAAAUGGGAGCUCCGGGUAGAUGUCUCUUUGACUGCUGGAAAUUUAGACUCUAUCGAUAGACCGCGAACAUCUUCUAGGCGCAAUCAAAAGAAAAGCUCCGGUUCAAGGCUGUCGUGCGUUUUGCCAACCGAAAUGUUUGUGGCUGCAUCAUUGAUUGUGCAGCAUUUUAUGAAAGACGAGCGAGCUAUAGCGAAUGCCAAACAUAGGGCACGCAAAGAGUGGGGGGUUCGUGGAUGAGGGGCGUUGGUGCGCGAUGCCCGCAGACUAUGGCAGUGUGCGUCCACAAGUGCCGUACAUAGGAGCACCUCUGCACUAGGGACAGCUAGAAUGUAGAUUGAUAGGAAAGUAAGGAUAGCUGAUAUGGUGCAGCCAGACGAAGUUGUGCAUCCGAUUAAGUACAUUAGGUAGAGGGAUACAUAUAAUCCCGUCGACAAUAGUUUGGCUGGCCUUACAGAGAAUAUACC